Molecule: messenger RNA, 1411 nt
Organism: Labrus bergylta (ballan wrasse)
Lineage: Eukaryota; Metazoa; Chordata; Actinopteri; Labriformes; Labridae
Gene: prxl2c
Product: peroxiredoxin like 2C
Source: RefSeq, a predicted model, not a curated record
UCUCUCUCUCUCUCUCUCCACAUACACAAAACACACACAGCACAUGGGCGUGAAUUUCCAGCCACCAGCUCCUCCACCCUGAACGCAACCUCCUAAAAUAGCAACGCGACUUCGGGAAGCCUCGGGAAAAAAAUGGCUGAAACUGUUUCACCAGUAACUCGACAAGUAACUAAAGAAGACCAGGAAACUUGGACUCCAUCCAUCGAUAUUCGCAUUGAAGACGUGGAAGACUGUUUAUUAUACGACCGACAUGGAGUCUCUAUUCCGUUCAAGAAAUUAUAUCAAGACAGGAAAUCGGUGAUAAUUUUCGUCCGGAAUUUUUUGUGCUACAGCUGCAAAGAAUAUGUGGAGGAUUUGAGUAAAAUCCCCAGAGAAGCCCUGGAGGAUGCAGAUAUAAGACUGGUUGUAAUAGGUCAGUCUGCUUACACUCAUAUAGAGUCAUUCUGCUCACUAACUGGGUAUCCUUAUGACAUGUAUGUGGACCCAGCGAGGUGCAUUUAUCAAAAGCUGGGCAUGAAGAGAGAGGAGACAUUUACAGACUCAGCCCACCCUAGUCCUCAUGUGAAGUCUGGUUUGUUGAUGGGACAAAUGAAGAGUAUAUGGCGGGCCAUGACCAGCCCUCUAUUUGACCUCCAGGGUGACCUACAUCAGCAGGGAGGAGCCAUUAUUGCAGGUCCAGGCUCUCGCGUUCAUUUCGCCCAUUUUGACACAAACCGCCUCGACCACAUGCCCAUUAACUGGCUCCUGCAGCUCGCCGGAGUUCAACAGACUCUGGACUUCAGUGAUAAGCCAAAUAUUAUCCAUGUGUAGGCAGCUGGUGGCCUGAAAGUCAACUGAUGCCACAUCAUUCUCAGAGACAAGCGCUUCAGCAUACACCGGUCUCUUUUCAAGGCUUUGUGGAGUGUAAAGGUUCAGUCUUGAUAUUGGAAACUAUACUAACUUGAGGUUUUAAUAACUUAUUGUUGAAUUUGAAUUUGUUGAAGUUGAAAGCUCGAGUAAAGAUAACUAGACUGACUGAGUACUGAGCAACCUUGUGUUGAUAAGACUAUGAAAAGCUCUGGAAAAAGCUUGUAAGUGGUCAUUGAGGUCAGAUUUGUAUUUUUUUUUCAAUAGAGUAUUUUCUGAAAGCAGGAGUGAUGUGUGUUUGUGUGUGUAAGAGGGGAAUGAAUGCAAUACAGACAAUAUUUGUCUAGCUCCUUUUUACAUUUUCUACCUUUUCUAUUAGUCGCUAUACAAUGUCAUAUAUUGUGCAAUUCAGUUACCAGGUUUGAAUUAAAAAGACAGUUUGGUUAUUAUAUUCAUGAACAAUUAAAAUCAACUGGUUCACUUUCAUGCAAAGCAUUGGCUGUCAUAAAAACCUUCCUUUAAUAUGCACUUGUUUAUUGUACUGUAAAUAAACAUAUUGCUAUUC